Neltuma alba is the source of this 1263-nucleotide messenger RNA. RefSeq names its product DNA-3-methyladenine glycosylase-like. Gene Ontology annotation, molecular function: alkylbase DNA N-glycosylase activity; DNA binding. The record is from RefSeq and is a predicted model, not a curated record. The transcript is spliced from 6 exons. Gene Ontology annotation, biological process: base-excision repair. Bases 110 to 1021 code for a protein of 303 amino acids. NCBI's taxonomy places the organism in Eukaryota, Viridiplantae, Streptophyta, Magnoliopsida, Fabales, Fabaceae.
CGCUCUUCCUCACUUCCUGAUCAAAAGCUAUAAUGGAUGCAUGAUGAAUGAUGAUCACAAGGUAUAGCACUGAAACGACCAAAAGGAUAGCGCGGUGCAUUUGAAUGAUAUGAGACGCCCCAUGUCUGUCCCGAAGUCAAUACCCGCCAAAGUCCAAGGCGAGUUACCCUCUACUGCUUCAGUACCUGAUUCUUUGUUUGAUGAAUAUUGCUUUCGCGGCCAGCGAACACCAAGAACCCAGCCAUUCAAACGAGCCGGAAAGCCCAGCUUAGCCAUUCCAGAGACCGAACAGGACGAUGGCAGCCGAGUUGAGACGAGCCGGCGUUCCAAAUCGACGACGCUUAGGGCUAAGUCCAAGCCCCAGCUCCAGCCCCAGCUCAGAUUGAAUGCUUUGCCACUAUCAGACACUUGUUUUGGAAAAAUGAAAAUCUUGCCUCGAGAUUUCUUUCAAAUUGAUGCGUUGGACCUUGCCCGCCGUUUGUUGGGAAAGUUUCUUCGCAGGGACGAUGUCGUUCUUCAGAUCACUGAGGUGGAAGCAUACAGACCAAAUGAUUCAGCUUGUCAUGGUCGAUUUGGCAUUACAGCAAGAACUGCCCCAGUUUUUGGACCUGGUGGACAUGCGUAUGUUUAUCUUUGUUACGGUCUCCACAUAAUGCUGAAUGUUGUUGCUGACAAGGAAGGAGCUGGAGCUGCUGUUUUGAUUCGUUCUUGUGCCCCCGUUAGUGGAUUGGCUGUCAUUCAGCAGCGCCGAGGGCAGAAAACUGAGAAACCUGUACUUCUUACUGGCCCUGGCAAGGUUGGUCAGGCACUGGGUCUUUCAACAGAAUGGUCCAAUCAUCCCCUAUAUAGACCUGGUGGUUUGGAAGUGUUAGAUGGUCCGGAGCCAGUAAGCAUUUUGGUAGGACCAAGGGUUGGCAUAGAAUACGCAUCGCCAGAGCAUGUGAGUGCCUUAUGGAGAUUUGCCAUUGCAGGUACCCCUUGGAUCAGUGCUCCCAAAAACACUCUCAGGCCACCCUCAUAACAACGACGUGCCGCCUGCAACAAUGUGGUAUUAGGAAGCAGGAUUUUUGUCCGUGAAAUAUGGAUUUCCUAUGAUAUUAACCCUUGAAUUAUGACUAAUUAGUAGUAGUAACUAGUUCUGAGUGCGUUAUAAUCUUGAUGUCAACUUAAGCGCGUGAGUGCGUGCAUGGAGGAGGGAUGAAAAAUAUGCUACCCAAUCUUUUGUUUCUUCUUUAAAUUUGAGUUACAAGAAAUUUUUGCUUU